AUGAUCAACAUCGCUGUGCUUGCGACCAAUGGUGUCAAUAUUCUGAAUCACAAGCGCACAUGUAAAGAAAUCAUUGAGACGUUCAAGCGGCAGCUCACAGAACUCUGGGACAAACUGAAUAGUGACGCUGUUGAUGGCAAGAUUAACUUAAUAUGUGAUGUGUGGCAAGCAUCAAACACAGACAGUUAUUUCGCCGUCAUGAGAUCAUGGGUUGAAGAAACCAAGGCCGGUGUCUGGAGCAUCCAGACAGCACUUCUUGGCUUCACACAGCUCAACAAUGCCCACAACGGGAAGCGUCUAGGCCAAGCACUCUACAAGAUUGCUCUCCGUGUUGGCAUUACACACAAGGUUCUGUUCGACCCGAAGAGGCAUUGUAUAUGCUGUCUUACGCACGUCAUCAACCUUGCAACACAGGCGGCUAUCUCCGCAUACAGCAAUUCAAAGCAUUAUGAUCCAGAGCAGCUGGAUAAUGACCUCAUGGCCCAACAUGGUGCUGAACAUGAUGAAGUCGGGCUCGUUCAAUCAAUCUGUGUAAAGUAUGUUGAUGCCUUUGUCCGCAAGAUGGCGCGAAAGGAGAAAGAUCGUGCCAAGCGGCAGAAGCUGGAUGAUUUGCAGCUUAGUACAGACAAGUGGGAUUGCGUUCAUUUAUUUCUAAAUUUGCUGACACAUGCAGACAACGCUCAACAAGCAUUCUUGUCAGACAGUGGACCCGCCCUCCAUCUUGCACUUCCAGCACUCGAGGCGCUGCAUAAGGCAUGGUCAAACCGUGUGGAACAAGAGAAGUAUACACCCUUUGCCAAAGCUCUUAAGGCUGGUAUUGCAAAAAUUAUCACUUCAGGGUACCCUUCCGACCUAGCUCUUAGCUUUAACAUAAUUUAUAUUGUGUAG
Sparassis crispa is the source of this 888-nucleotide messenger RNA. RefSeq lists its product as hypothetical. NCBI's taxonomy places the organism in Eukaryota, Fungi, Basidiomycota, Agaricomycetes, Polyporales, Sparassidaceae. The record is from RefSeq and is a predicted model, not a curated record. The coding region runs from base 1 to 888 and encodes 295 amino acids. The transcript has 6 exons.